UUACAAAACACGCACGUUUCAUUCAUCAUCCACCGACUCCCUCCCUUCCUUCCCAAAUCUCAUAACCUUAAAAACACACACACACACACACACAAAUUUUAUUCACCCAAAAAAUGUCUCCUCCUGCCAUCCUCAUCAUCCUCCUCUUAACAAGCCUCACAACAACAACAACCGCCGAGAUCCGGUUCACCGAGAUCCGAUCCGACCCACGUCCCAUCAUCCCAUUCGACGAAUUCGGGUUCACUCACAACGGCCGUUUGGAGCUCAACAUCACCCACCUCUCUUUCUCCCAACAAACCUCACCCGACCCGACCAAACUCGGAUUCUUUUUCUGUACCCGCGACUCAUGGCUUCUAGUCCUCCAACAAAUCGAAGACAACCAAAUCUCAUGUGCCCUCCAAUCCAACAUCAUCAAACAUGUUUCCGACAUCCCAACUGAUUCUGGUACAACUAACUUUAACAAAUAUUAUGUCCUGUCUGACCCCGAUCAAUACACAUUAGUAUUUGCCAACUGUAUUCCCGGAUUACAAGUUACUAUGAAUGUUAGAUCAUCAAUGUAUAACUUAGAUGGUAAUUCCAAUACUCGAGAUUAUUUAUCUGCUGGAAUUACUGUUUUACCCCGGAUUUAUUUUACCUUUUCGUUUAUUUACUUUACUUUAGCCUUUGUUUGGAUAUGGAUAUUAUAUAAGAAGCGUUUGACAGUAUAUAGAAUACAUAUAUUUAUGAUGGUUGUUGUUAUACUGAAAGCGGUUAAUUUAGUUUGUGAAGGGGAAGAUAAAAGUUAUAUAAAACGAACGGGUAGUGCCCACGGUUGGGAUGUUCUGUUUUAUAUAUUUAGUUUCUUGAAAGGGAUUACGUUGUUUACGUUGAUUGUGUUGAUUGGGACGGGAUGGUCGUUUUUGAAACCGUAUUUACAAGAUAAGGAAAAGAAGGUUUUGAUGAUUGUGAUUCCGUUGCAAGUGGUUGCGAAUAUUGCACAGGUGGUUAUUGAUGAGUCUGGCCCGUAUGGGCAAGAUUGGGUGACGUGGAAACAGGUUUUUUUGUUGGUGGAUGUUGUUUGUUGCUGCGCUGUUUUGUUUCCGAUUGUUUGGUCUAUUAAGAAUUUGAGAGAGGCGGCUAGGACGGAUGGGAAAGCUGCGGUGAAUUUGAUGAAGUUGACGUUGUUUAGACAGUAUUAUGUUGUGGUUAUUUGUUAUAUUUACUUUACUAGAGUUGUGGUUUAUGCGUUGGAGACAAUCACUUCUUAUAAGUAUUUGUGGACUAGUAUUGUGGCUGCUGAAUUGGCGACGCUUGCGUUUUAUGUGUUUACUGGGUAUAAUUUUAAGCCUGAGGCGCAUAACCCGUAUUUUGCUGUUGAUGAUGAUGACGAGGAAGCUGCUUCCGAGCAGCUGAAACUUGAGGAUGAAUUUGAACUGUGAUGUGUCUUUUGUUCCAGGUCCGUUUGAGAUGGAUCCAUAUACUCUUGAUUGUUGAAUUUAGUUUAUUUCUAUACUGUUCUUCUUAUGCAUGAUGUAUCUGUGAUAAUGAUACAGUUUUGUAAGUAGUCUUGUUAAAAACAUAUGCAUUGACAUGAUGCAGUGUGUAUUCUUAAUGUUCUUUGUUCAAAUUCAUAAUACAAGUAUUUAAAUUUUGAAGUGCA
Messenger RNA from Erigeron canadensis, 1639 nucleotides. Its product is annotated as protein CANDIDATE G-PROTEIN COUPLED RECEPTOR 7. Gene Ontology annotation, biological process: transport. The record is from RefSeq and is a predicted model, not a curated record. Gene Ontology annotation, cellular component: Golgi apparatus; membrane. The transcript has a single exon. NCBI's taxonomy places the organism in Eukaryota, Viridiplantae, Streptophyta, Magnoliopsida, Asterales, Asteraceae. The coding region runs from base 114 to 1418 and encodes 434 amino acids.